Messenger RNA from Pogona vitticeps (central bearded dragon), 3251 nucleotides. It is a transcript of the gene COQ8A, whose product is annotated as coenzyme Q8A. The record is from RefSeq and is a predicted model, not a curated record. NCBI's taxonomy places the organism in Eukaryota, Metazoa, Chordata, Lepidosauria, Squamata, Agamidae. Gene Ontology annotation, biological process: ubiquinone biosynthetic process.
AGGCAGAGGAAGGUGUCCGCUACGUCGGAGCCAAUAGGAGGCGGGAAGGGGAGGGGUUUGGUGCCGGGCCUCAAGCUGUGGGGGCAGGCGAGUUGGUAAACAAGCGCCGCGCCUCGUGGUGCCACGGGGCGGGUGUUGAGGCGCGGAAGGCCGAGGGAGCGGCCGCAGCUGCAGCACGGACGGUGCUGUGCGGACGAGCACGUGAAAUAGUCCAUCAUGGCAAGUGAUGCCAUCAUGGUGAUGAGAGGAUUGGCAAAGCUCAGCAAGGCAGUCCUGGAGACACAAGCAGGACAACUCCGGCAAGUUGUCCUUGGUAGUGAUGUCCCAACUAUGGUCAGAAGCUUCCAGGCCAAUGCUGAAGAACAAUUUAGUGCUGCCAUGGGGAAAAUGCAGGAUCUAGGCAAACAGCAAGAAAACCUGAGAGAUGUUGGUGAGGACUUUGGAAAACAAUAUGACUUCUCAGAAUCAGAACUGGGAGGAGCUACAGAAGACUUAUCCUCUUCUCAAGACCAGCCUCCUAAGCCUAGUGGUGCAGAGGGCCCAUCUUACUCUUAUGUUGCCAAAGGACCUUUUCCGGAUGUUGGUGGGAGUGGAGGUUCCAGUUCGAGUCAGAACCCCAUCUCUGCCAAAGUGAAUGCAAAGCUCUUUGGAGGCUUUAGGAACCCUGGGAUUCCUUAUGCUGCUGCCUUUGGGCAAAGCCGGUCUUUUCACCAAGACCAUUCCUCUGUUGGUGGAUUAACUGCAGAAGAUAUUGAAAAAGCCAGGCAAGCAAAAGCAGAUCCACAGCACAAACCACACAGACAGAUGCUCAGUGAACGUGCUCGAGAGCGGAAGGUGCCUGUUACUCGAAUUGGGAGACUUGCCAACUUUGGAGGCUUAGCAGUUGGCCUUGGCAUUGGAGCACUGGCAGAGGUUGCAAAGAAGAGCCUUAGGCCUGAAGAGCGCAGUGGAAAGAAUGGUGUUGCAGAUUCCAGCCCAUUUCUGUCAGAAGCCAAUGCGGAAAGAAUUGUUAGGACACUGUGCAAGGUUCGUGGUGCUGCGCUGAAGCUGGGACAGAUGCUGAGCAUUCAAGACGAUGCCUUCAUCAACCCUCACCUGCAGAAGAUCUUUGAACGUGUCCGUCAGAGUGCAGACUUCAUGCCUAUAAAACAAAUGAUGAAAACACUGAACCAUGACCUUGGCCCUAACUGGCGUGAUAAAUUAGAGUUUUUUGAGGAGCGUCCUUUUGCUGCAGCAUCAAUUGGACAAGUUCACCUGGCUCGCUUGAAGAAUGGUAAAGAAGUUGCCAUGAAAAUCCAGUAUCCUGGAGUGGCCCAGAGUAUCAAUAGUGAUGUCAGCAACCUGAUGACUGUCCUCAGUAUGAGCAAUGUUCUCCCAGAAGGUCUAUUCCCUGAACAUUUGAUUGAAGUUCUGAGCAGAGAACUGGCCCUGGAGUGUGAUUACCAGAGAGAAGCAACCUGUGUAAUGAAAUUCAGAGAGCUGCUCAAGGACCAUCCAUUCUUUUAUGUCCCUGCUGUGGUAGAGGAACUGUGCAGCUCACAUGUCUUGACCACUGAGCUGGUGUCAGGGUUUCCACUGGAUCAAGCUGAAGGACUGAGCCAGGAGAUCCGGAAUGAGAUCUGCCACAACAUACUGGUUUUGUGUCUCCGGGAGCUGUUUGAGUUCAGAUACAUGCAGACUGAUCCAAACUGGUCCAAUUUCUUCUAUGACCCAGAAUUGCAUAAGGUGGCACUUCUUGAUUUUGGAGCAACCCGGGGUUAUGACGAAAAAUUUACAGAUACCUACAUAGAGUUAAUCAAAGCAGCUGCUGAAAUGGAUCGAGAGGAAGUGCUGAAGAAGUCAAUAGAAAUGAAGUUUCUGACUGGUUAUGAGGUCAAGGCUAUGGAAGAUGCUCACUUAGAUGCUGUCCUGACCCUUGGAGAGGCAUUUGCGUCUGAUGAACCUUUUGACUUUGGCUCCCAACAAACUACAGAGAAGAUACAUGGCUUGAUCCCAGUGAUGCUGAAGCACAGGCUAGUUCCUCCACCAGAGGAGACCUACUCUCUCCAUCGGAAAAUGGGAGGUUCUUUUCUCAUAUGCUCCAAACUGAAGGCCAAAAUUCCAUGCAAGAACAUGUUUCAGGAAACCUACAGUAACUACUGGAGCAGAAAGGCUAAGAAGGAAUAGUAGCACAGAACAGUGGAACACCAUCUUGUGUGUAUGGCCAAUCAGUCCAGGUUCUAGUAAACCACCAUUCAGUUUCUUCUCACACCUUGCGAAUCACCAGAGAAGUUCAGCAGUGUCGCCUGGAAACAGAAUACUUGGUUUUAAGAACAGUGUUGGUCAUAUCUCCUGCACUUUACACUCUUACUAGAUUAUCUGUGUAAUCUGUUUGACAGGAAAUGGUGGUCAUCUAGUGUAGGGAAUGUGGGAGAAAAACUGGGAGCUGUAUUUCUUAACUGUCCUAGGUAUCAGCUGUUCUUUAUAUUUUAAUACUGUGUACCUUUAAAAAAAUAACAAGGGGUGAAAGAAAGAGAAAACAAAAGAAGUAGGCACUGAAAUCCAUUUGCAAUUCUCCAAAUAUCUGAGGCUUUUCCCUUUUUAAAGAUGUUCUUUAAUUUCCUUUUCUUCUAGGGUAGAAUGCAAAUGGUUUCAUGUCAUGAAGUAUAAAUUGCCAACGUACAUUACAAAGGAGCCCUAUUUUUGUAUGGUAGUUGGUGGGAGUCUGCAGCACUCAGGACCUCCUGAUAGAGCAGUGUCCGAUGUGUACAUAUGCUUUCAGUCUCUCUGGUGUUCAAGGAAAGUGAAGACAUUAAAGAACUGGAUGCAGGUGGCACAAUUGUGUAAACACCCUAGUUUGACACGGAGUUGCUCAUCUCCAGUUCUUCGAGCUGAAUGUAUAAGCAGAAAGAAUGUCGUUAACGUGGUUCCUAUUAAGAGGACAAAGAGAAACCACAGCUCUGACCGGAAUCUAUAGAAACCCAACUAUGAAGUUAAACUUUCCCGAUCUUCUUGCUUGCAUCUUGAUAAUGCAGCCUUUGAUGGAAGGUGGGGUGUGGGAUUGGGGGCAUAUACUUUGGACUCCUUAUAACCAUAUCAAAGAAGUUAUUUCAAAGUGUCAUUGAAAAGCAUAAUAAACAUUUAAGUAGCUAAACGCACAACUUCAAGCAAUUGGAGGCAGGAUAAGAAAUAUAUUUUGGAUUUUUUUUGUACAACAGUUGAGGCUGUACAACUUUUAACUGAUUUCCAAUAAAGAAGUGCUUGUGCAGAAA